GCCAUCAAUGCCAUGGAUAACAAUCUCCAUUUUUCCCAUAUCAGAGCGUGACAUCAACUCCAGAAUGUAUCCAGCAGGUCUGCUACGUUGGAAAAUCGCUCGCGACAAUGACACCGAGCUUGUGGCACAGGCCCUUCAGAUAACCACAGCAUACUUUUUCUCCUCCCCAGCCAACUGCGUAUCUCGACAGUUGCCACAUGCUUUCACCGCUUAUCCAAUUGGGUCCAGAACUCGGAAGACGCGUGCGAUAAAAGCUCAGGAUGUGCUGAAGAACAAUUAUGGUAUUACGUAUGGUAGGACAAGGUAAAGGGUGUUUGUCUGCUUGAAGACUUCUUUCGUGUCUUUUUCCUUCCUUUCCUUUCCUCUCCAGCCCAUCCAUCUCCUGUCUCGCCCCUCGGCCCAAACCUGCAGUCUUCUGGUGCCCGACCAGCUUUCGCAGACUUUUAAGACUACAAGCAAGAUGUUCGAAUUCCUAGACACCGUCGAUCGUGGUCUGCCCUCAGAGCGAAACAAGCAAGGCAUCCCAGUCAGACCCAGUGUAUCCCUUCCAACCUCGCGGAACAACAGCACGACGUCCAUCGAUUCCUUGCAGUCCUUGCGGUCCGAGCCCGGUUGGAUGACCAGCAUGAACGGCGUCGACCGCAGUCGCGCCACCUCUACGAGCAGCCAAACCUCGAACAAAUCCGGCUCAUCCGGCGCAUUCAGCAAAUUCUUCAAGAGCAAGAAAGACAAAAAAGACACAGAGAGAGUCGUCAUCACAUCCCAACACGCCGCAGCCGUGCGGGCGAAAUUGGCCCGCGACUCCAGAUUCGACAAAUACAGAAAGGCAGUAGCGAACAAAGACAAGAAAACCACACCCAGAGUCGUGGGGAUACUGAGUACUCAGCACCUCACCGCCGAACAGCAGGAAUUGAGGCAUCCUCAUUCCGGUCCGCCCGCACUGUCUGCAGCGGGCGACAAAGUGGACAUGCCUGUCCUCGCUCGCAUCGUCAGCGGCGACGAAGCCGACGAGGCAGACCAAUGGGAGCGCAUGCGCGACGAGUGGAAGGAGAGCACGAUCCCCGACGUGCAGAUGCUGCAAGUCAUCGAAGGCGAGGGUCUUGAGAGUGGGAGUUCUUCGGGCACUUCGACGCCGCAGUCGCGAGAGAUCGAAUUGGUGACAGUUCCGCCGUCAAAGGUUGUCGAGCGGGAAGGCGUGAGAUUACUGGCCGUGGCGGACAAGGCGCUCAAUUUGCGACCAAAACCGGUGCGAAGACAUACACCGAUUGGAGGAAGAUAUACCAAGGAUGAGCAUGGAGUUUGGAAGAAAUGAGCAUCGAUUUGAAGCCUUCCGAAUGUCAUUCACGGAAAUUUAAGGGAAUAUCCGACGAAGCCGCCUGCUCACCUCUGUCUUGGCCACCGUCUUCUCUCCUCCACGGCACCAGGCUGGCCACCACCUCUGUGAACACCACCAAUGUAUGGCGAUAAAUAUACCCCAGACUGGAUCGCCCUCUCUUCUCUGUACAGCCAGACCCCAUGGGAACCCCUGUUUAGGGUUUGAUCCCCUCGCGAGAGAAACAACCCAGACCCGAGCGAGCUCCAACAUGGGACUCAAGGAAACAUCGACUACUGUGGUAUACCCAGCAUUGGCAAGGCUGAGGCGGGUAUCAGAUACUGAUAUACCUUACACAGUAGCCAUGUUCUGCGCGUGCUGAAGAUGGUCGUGGCUAUAUCUCCCUGAUAAUCAUAAUGCGGACAAAUGUUCAACGACGAAAUGGAAUGAUUCUCGGACUUUAUUUUGUCCACUUUAUACCUUAUUAUUAUUUC
This is a messenger RNA of Exophiala xenobiotica, 1806 nucleotides long. RefSeq lists its product as uncharacterized. NCBI's taxonomy places the organism in Eukaryota, Fungi, Ascomycota, Eurotiomycetes, Chaetothyriales, Herpotrichiellaceae. The transcript has a single exon. The record is from RefSeq and is a predicted model, not a curated record. The coding region runs from base 461 to 1312 and encodes 283 amino acids.